Messenger RNA from Uloborus diversus, 1789 nucleotides. RefSeq lists its product as uncharacterized. Lineage: Eukaryota; Metazoa; Arthropoda; Arachnida; Araneae; Uloboridae. The transcript has 2 exons. The coding region runs from base 807 to 1634 and encodes 275 amino acids. The record is from RefSeq and is a predicted model, not a curated record.
UAUUUUAUUUAUUUACUUUUGAUAUAAAGCGGUGUUUUUUUUUUUCUUCUCGUUGAUACACAUAUUUUCAUUCAUUUUUUUUUAUUUGCUUCUAUUUAUUUACUUCAUUUGUUUUUAUUUUCCGGUUCUUUUAUUGUCUUUUAAUUAAUUCUUUUAUUUAUUUGUACACUUUAUUAGCUAGUUUUAAUUAAUAUUUUUCUUUUUUUAAAAUUUAUUAUUAGAUUAUACCUUUUUUUAUAUAUUUUUUAACUUUAUCGUACUUUUUAAAUUCUAUUAUAAAUUUUUAAUUUUUUUUAUCCCUUUUUUGUUUAUUUCUUCGUAAGUUAAUUUGCUAUAUAAAGAUGUGCGCAGGCAAAUUAUGUCACACUCUGCUCUUGACAAAAAGACGAACUCAAAUCUGCAAAAAAUCUUGAUCUGUGAUAGAAACAAGAUAGUUUCGGUGCUCCUUACUUCCCUCCAAAUAUCGUCAAAGACAUUGCAAAUUAUAAUGCAAUCAUAAAUUUGUAUGUUUUUGUUUUAAAAAAUCUUCCAUUACGUAUACUAAUCUGUCGUUUUUAGCAUAUCGACUGGUAAAAUAUAUUACUUCGUUUAGGUAACGUAGAGAAAUAUUUCUCAGAUUCAUUCUGAAAUUUAUUUCAGUUCGUAGCUGUUAGUACUAAUACAAGAAAAUAUUAUAAAUAUUACUGGAAUAUAUUUUUGGAAUAUAAAUAUUCAUAGAAUUGUAUUAAUACUUUAGAAAAUCAGUACAUCAUCGCCUGCUGUAGACUAUCUUUAGUUUGCUCCUCAAUCCUCGCUUUAAAAACGAAAUGGCAGCAUUGUCUUAUUUUCUGUGCAUGGUAGUUUUAACAUUGUUUAGCACUUUUUGUUCUUCAGUUAGCUUCAUUCUUUGUCGUCUGCGAAAUGAAAAUCCUAUUCCUUGUAUGAAUUUCCCAGUUAGAACGGAAAGCAAAGACCAUCCAGCUUCGGAACAUGUUUCAAUGCAUGUACAACUUCUGAAUAGAAAAAUAGACAAUGUCUUGGAUCCUCUUCCUUCAGUUACCUCGAUCCUGCCCCAAGAACUUUUGCCCAAAACAGAAAACACUGUUUUUGAGAAAAAGUACACUACUGCGAAAAUUCUUACUGAGUUAGAUCAAUACCUAGAUGGAACAAAAAGUAAUCUCAUAAUCGAAAAUCAUUCCACUUCGACCGAGUUUUCCAUGAAAAAUGAUCAUGUAGCCCAAAUGAACGACAAUGUAUCAGUACAAUUUUCAUCAAGUAAAUUUAUCAAAUUUGGGAAAAUCCAGGACCGAACAGAAGGCAAUGUCUCACAUAGAAAUAUUCCUGUUUUAAAUAUUUCAAAAAAUCUUACAAUGCCAGAAAAACUGUUACCUGAUUUAUCUCAAACUAGUUGUUCUUUCGAAUGGGUAGAAAACAUUAACGAAAACCGAAUUCCAGAAAUAGUGAAGGAAACGCGCUGUAAGAACAUCUUAAAGUGCGCUCAUGUUCAAUAUCCUUUCCUUUUUCUGCAGAAAAUUAAUGAUAGUAGAGACACACCUGUUUAUCAUCCAGAAUGGAAAACCAUAAGCGUAGCCUGUAUUCUGAGAGAAAUUUCAAAACUUGAGCCAAACGUUCUAACUUUAUCCACAAAUGCAUGAAAUGACCAGAACUUUUUCGAGUUUUUUUCUUAGUAACAUCACGAACUAAUAGACUACUAGAAGAGAUGUAACUUACGUGAGACCGAGCGAUAUUGCUACGAGAUUUUUUAAUUAAUUUAUUUAUUUGAUCUGUGUCACUGCUUCAGAUGAGACAG